AUUCAAUUUAAAUCCACAACAAUUAUUCUAAGCAUUAUAACACAAGCUACACUAAAAUUAAAAGUGGGGAAACUGGCCUUAGGUGUGACGCCUUCCUGUGUAGAAAUGGAGAGGGCUCCACCCCAAUGCCAUCAACCCCACCCCAUGAAAACAGCCAGCUACAGGUAGGUGGGAGCUGAAGAACUCACACAGGUGAAAUGUUGCUCGACAGGUCUGAUGGGAAACAAUGCUUACGUACAGUAGCCAGCAGAGAUACUGAAAGACUGACAUCUCUCUCUCUCUCUCUCUCUCUCUCUCUCUCUCAGUCUAGUGUAUAUGGGACGCUGUCACUCUGGAGUUGUCUGCACACUGGAGGGCUGUGUUUCUACUGACCUCUGCAUAUUGGAAUACUGAGCCUCUUUUUCCCUCCCUUUCUGUCUCCAGUCUUAUCCGGGGGAUGGAAUUCUGGCAGAGCUGUUGAAGGGAGCUUUUUUCAUUCUUCCCCUUUCACACAAACACACACACACUAGUUUCUCCUCCUUUGGUGUGUAGCCUGCGGUGGUGAGGGCAGACAUUGACAGUGUUUGUGUGGACGUGUCGCGUGGACAGUGCAAAGGAGACAUGCUGCAAAAUGGCACGGCUGGUGCCAUCAGCACCACAACCACCACUGAGAUACCAGACCUCAAUGAGAGGAGAAUCAGGCAUCUCAGAUUAACCCUCCGGCCUGAGGACAGUCCUAAAACUCAGAAUGAAUCUGUCAGCUCCGGCGAGAAACUGGCUAAUGGUCCCUGGAAAAAGAAAAAUGGGCUCAUGCAGAGAGAAAGGCCCCCUGGGAGAGAAUCACCUCAACAAGCAGACAAGCACCCCAUGACCAAUGGCAUCGGUCGGGAACAGCCUGCUCAGCACGGGUCCAGAGUUUAUGGCAUGGUGCAGAGCACACACACCAGCCACCAACAGGAAGUGAUGGCACGCGAGUUGUCUGUCAGUCACCUGAGGGAUGAGAUGAGGUACAUCAGAGAGGUACGUGACUCUUUGGAAAAAGUCAGAGAGCGGAUGUAUGGCCAGUUUGGAGGGAUGCAACAAUCAGUGCAAACAUUAACUCAGGAAUUAAAGGCAGCCAACUCUCAUAAGCGUUACCUUGAGUCAGAGGUGAGGACGAGAAGGGUAGCUAUGGAGAGCUUCGACCACAUGAACAGCUCCCUCUUAUCUGCAAACAUUGAUCUACAGAAAUCAUUGCUGGAAAGCUGUCAAAAUCGUGUGGGCAACAGCGAUGAGACGAAAGCUCUUGAAAGAUCGUUGGAGAAGACAGAGGAAAAACUCAAGGAAACAGAAAGACAACUAGCAGCAGCACAGGCUGAAAACCGGUCUCUCAAAAAUCAGGUGGAGACUUCUCAGGAGGCCAAGACUCAAGCUUUGAAAGAGCUGAGUGCUCAGCUACAGAGGGAAUAUGAGGAACAGUUGCAAGAACAGCAGAGGAAGUACAGAGAGGAGAUAGAGGCUCUGCAGGCACAGCUUGAUGACUACAUGAGGAGGCUUGAGGAGGCGGAGAGGAAUGCUCAGAUAGCUGAGGCAAAGAUCGCUGAUAGAGAUCAAAGAAUUGCAGAGGUUGAGAGGCUACUAAACUGUAUGGCUCAGGAGAAAGGUGACCUGAUAAAAAAGCUUUGUGAAUGUGAACAACGCUUACAUGGUUUGGACCAAACUGACCAUGCAGACAAAGCUGUGGCCAAACAGUCGGAGCAGCUGAAAGCAGAAGCAGCAGAACUGAGAGAGCGAAUAAAGCAUCUCAACGACAUGGUGUUCUCUCAACAGAGGAAGGUCAAGGCCAUGAUAGAGGAGGUUGAAACACUGAGAGCGAAAGUUGCACAGAAGGAUAUGUUCAUCGCUGAGUUGCUGGACAGGAUUGCCAUUGUGGAAUGUGAGAAUAAUGAGUUAGGAGACAAGUUGAAGUAUUUUAUGUCUAUACAGAGAGCAUCUCAGACUAAAGCAGCCACCCGGGACAUUGGAGUUGGCUGUGACCUCCCCAUUAGAUCUGAGGAGCAGCCGUAUGUCGCUCCUGUCCAACCCAGCCCCAUCUCAUCGGCCCCAAGAUCCUCUAGCAGACUGAACUAUAGUCUUCUUAAAUACUCUCCUGGCCAGUACAGCACAAUGCUGCGCUCCAGUGUACUACAUACACAAGAAACUGCAACCAGUCCCACACAAACGGCACCUCCAGCUUCAAGUUAUGUUCAGACCAGCCAUGAAGACGGGGACUCCGAAUCUCCAACAGGCUCAGAACUGUCCUCUACCAGCAGUCCUAGAGCGAGAACCAGCCCGUCACAGAUCUGCACUCCUUUUAUGAAGCUGAUGGAGAUGAGCUCGAAACUGAACAUUGACUGAAUGAAGUUUCAGCUUAUGGGACAUGAAGUAUUGUUGUUGUUUUUUACUGUUUAUGUAGCAUAACAGUACAGUAUAUGUAAAUAACAUACUGAUCUGUGAAUAACUUAUUUUGAUAGUAUAUACUGAUGUACUCUAUUUUGCUUUGUUUACCAAAAAACUAGUGAUUUUAUGUGAUAGCUUUCUAUAUUUUACAAUUAUCUAUUUAUAUUUACAUUUUUUCUGAGACCAUAUUUAGAUUAUUUUCUAAAGGGUAUUACACCAAAUAUUAUUUUGUAAUAUAAAAAACUCAAUAAUAGGCUCUAUGUUUGAGAAAAGGAAUGAUGGUAGCUGUCAAUUGUGAUCAAAGCUCAAUACUUUUUUUUUUUUUGCUUCAAUGUGUAUUAAUGUGUUUAAAUGGUUCUUUUUUAUUGUACUAAGAGAAUUGUUGACAUUAGUAUAGUCUCACUCUCUGUUGCACUUUUCUCCCUGGAGUUACUGAUGCAAAGACUCAACCUGAUUUUGACAACUCGAAACAUUCAGAAUUCCAGUAAAA
Messenger RNA from Cyprinus carpio (common carp), 2887 nucleotides. RefSeq names its product myocardial zonula adherens protein-like. Gene Ontology annotation, cellular component: intracellular anatomical structure. Lineage: Eukaryota; Metazoa; Chordata; Actinopteri; Cypriniformes; Cyprinidae. Gene Ontology annotation, biological process: intracellular signal transduction. The record is from RefSeq and is a predicted model, not a curated record.